This is a messenger RNA of Vigna angularis (adzuki bean), 2825 nucleotides long. RefSeq lists its product as uncharacterized. Gene Ontology annotation, biological process: proteolysis. The record is from RefSeq and is a predicted model, not a curated record. The coding region runs from base 411 to 2723 and encodes 770 amino acids. The transcript is spliced from 6 exons. Gene Ontology annotation, molecular function: dipeptidyl-peptidase activity; serine-type peptidase activity. NCBI's taxonomy places the organism in Eukaryota, Viridiplantae, Streptophyta, Magnoliopsida, Fabales, Fabaceae.
GCAAAUUUUAUUCAACAUUUGUUUCCCUACCUAUCCAUCUAUCAGAGUCCAACGCCACCAACUGAACACAGAACAACAUCAACAACAACCUCUACUUGGUGCUUCCUCUUCCUUUUCCACCAAACCUUAAACUUCCACAUAACCCAAUCAAGUUUUGCUUUAGAUUCUCAUUUCCCGUCAAACUAUAUCUUUCUCUCUCUCUCUCUCUCUCUCUCUCUCUCUCUCUCUCUCUCUCUGUGAAUUCUCGGAACCCAAAAUAUUCCAACUAAAUAUUUCUUCUUUUUCAUGGCAGAUCCUACCCGUCUUUCAUUCAGGUUAGAUUUCAAUCACCCUUAUACUCAAUUAAACCGGGUCAGUUUUGAUUAAGUUCAAUCUCAUACCCUUUGGUGUAUCUCUGAUGCAAUCAGUUGAUGAAUGAGAAGAGAAAUUCGAAGCGUCCAAAAUCACUGCCUUACAACAUGCCUGUGACAGACUCAAAUGAACCGCAGAAUUUUGAUGAUAACAUUCUUUUCCCCGUUGAAGAGAUUGUACAAUACCCAUUGCCCGGAUACGUGUCACCAACUUCAAUAAGUUUUAGUCCUGAUGAUAGUUUAAUCUCUUACUUGUUUAGUCCUGAUCACUCUUUAAACAGAAAAAUUUAUGCUUUUGAUCUGAAGACCAAUGCACAAGAAUUGUUAUUUAGUCCCCCAGAUGGUGGAUUAGAUGAAAGUAAUAUUUCUCCAGAAGAAAAGUUGAGGAGGGAGAGGUUGAGGGAGCGUGGUUUAGGCGUGACACGAUAUGAAUGGGUGAAGACAAGCUCGAAAAGGAAAGCAGUCGUUGUGCCGUUGCCUGCUGGGAUUUAUAUUCAGGACCUUUCCCUUUCAAAACCAGAGCUCAAGCUUCCAAGUGUAUCAGGUUCACCCAUUAUUGAUCCACAUCUCUCUCCAGAUGGAUCAAUGCUUGCCUAUGUAAGAGAUUGUGAGUUGCAUGUUCUGAAUCUCUUGUCAAAUGAAUCAAAGCAGUUGACCCGUGGGGCAAAGGAACAUGGUUUGAUUCAUGGGCUUGCAGAAUAUAUAGCUCAGGAGGAGAUGGAUAGAAAAACUGGAUAUUGGUGGUCACUGGACAGUAAAUAUAUUGCUUUCACCGAAGUUGAUUCUUCUGAAAUACCACUUUUUAGAAUUAUGCACCAAGGGAAGAGCUCAGUUGGUUUAGAGGCACAGGAAGACCACCCUUAUCCUUUUGCAGGAGCUUCAAAUGUUAAAGUGCGCCUUGGGGUUGUUGCAAUAGCUGGAGGCUCCAUUACUUGGAUGGAUCUUCAAUGUGGGGGCAGGGAACAGCAAAACAACGAGGAGGAAUAUUUGGCAAGAGUCAAUUGGAUGCAUGGAAACAUUCUCACCGCUCAGAUCUUGAACAGACACCACACGAAAAUAAAGAUUGUUAAAUUUGACAUCAAAACAGGCAAAAAGAAAAAUUUGUUAGUGGAAGAAAACGGCAAUUGGAUCAAUAUACACGACUGUUUCACACCUCUUGAUAAAGGAGUUACCAAAUUUUCAGGUGGAUUUAUCUGGGCUAGUGAAAAAACAGGAUUUAGGCAUCUUUAUCUUCAUGAUGCAAACGGGGUUUGUUUAGGAUCCAUCACUGAAGGUGAAUGGAUGGUUGAGCAAAUUGCUGGAGUGAAUGAAGCGACAGGUCUAAUAUACUUUACUGGGACCUUAGAUGGUCCCCUGGAGUCCAAUUUGUAUUGUACUAAACUUUUCAUUGAUGGAAGUCAACCACUUCAGGUCCCUGUCAGACUUACACACAGCAAGGGGAAGCAUAUUGUGGUCCUUGAUCAUCAUAUGCGAAAUUUUGUUGAUAUUCAUGAUUCUCUUGGUUGUCCUCCUAGGGUGUUACUGUGCUCAUUGGAAGAUGGAAGUGUAAUCAAGCCUUUAUAUGAGCAGUCAUUUACAGUUCCAAGGUUCAAAAAUCUUCAACUUGAGGCGCCAGAGAUUAUUGAAAUACAGGCUAAUGAUGGCACAACAUUGUAUGGAGCUUUAUAUAAGCCUGAUGCUUCAAGGUUUGGACCUCCACCUUACAAAACUAUGAUCAAUGUUUAUGGUGGUCCAAGUGUACAGCUUGUCAGUAACUCUUGGCUCAGUACAGUUGAUCUGAGAGCACAAUAUUUGAGAAACCAAGGCAUCUUAGUUUGGAAGUUAGACAAUAGAGGAACUGCAAGACGAGGGUUGAAAUUCGAAAGCUAUCUAAAACACAAACUUGGUCAAAUUGAUGCUGAUGAUCAGCUAACUGGAGCAGAGUGGCUUGUGAAACAAGGGCUUGCAAAAGCUGGUCACAUAGGGUUGUAUGGUUGGAGCUAUGGUGGGUAUCUCUCUGCAAUGACACUGUCGAGAUAUCCAGAUUUCUUCAAGUGUGCAAUAGCUGGCGCCCCUGUUACAUCAUGGGAUGGAUAUGACACGUUUUACACAGAGAAGUACAUGGGGUUGCCAUCUGAAAACAAGUCAGGCUAUGAAAGUGGUUGUGUUAUGAAUCAAGUGCACCAGUUGAAAGGGCGGUUGUUGCUUGUGCAUGGCAUGAUUGAUGAGAAUGUUCACUUCAGGCACACUGCAAGGCUUAUCAAUGCUCUUGUGGCAGCUGGAAAGCCAUAUGAGCUAAUAGUUUUCCCAGAUGAACGCCACAUGCCGCGGCGUCAUAGUGAUCGAGUUUACAUGGAAGGGAGGAUGUGGGACUUCAUUCAGAGGAAUCUGUAACAUAACUUUUUCUUUCACCUCUAGUUUUUGUGUCUAGUUGAAUGGACAUACUGGUUUUUGAAGUUUUUUACCCAAUAAUCGGUUCUAUUUCUUCUUGCCUUA